Colius striatus (speckled mousebird) is the source of this 5145-nucleotide messenger RNA. It is a transcript of the gene EEFSEC, whose product is annotated as eukaryotic elongation factor, selenocysteine-tRNA specific. Bases 6 to 1739 code for a protein of 577 amino acids. Gene Ontology annotation, biological process: selenocysteine incorporation. The transcript is spliced from 7 exons. NCBI's taxonomy places the organism in Eukaryota, Metazoa, Chordata, Aves, Coliiformes, Coliidae. The record is from RefSeq and is a predicted model, not a curated record. Gene Ontology annotation, molecular function: GTPase activity; translation elongation factor activity; GTP binding.
CCGUCAUGGCCGCCGGGUCCUCGGCGCCCCGCGUCCUCAACGUGAAUGUGGGCGUCCUGGGCCACAUCGACAGCGGGAAGACGGCGCUGGCACGGGCGCUGAGCACCACCGGCUCCACCGCCGCCUUCGACCGGGCACCGCAGAGCCGGGCGCGCGGCAUCACGCUGGACCUGGGCUUCUCCUGCCUGCGCACCGCCCUGCCGCCGCAGCUCGGCCCGGGGCCCGGCGAGCUUCAGUUCACGCUGGUCGACUGCCCGGGGCACGCCUCCCUCAUCCGCACCAUCAUCGGCGGUGCCCAGAUUAUUGAUUUGAUGAUGCUUGUAAUCGAUGUGACAAAAGGGAUGCAGACGCAGUCAGCAGAGUGCUUGGUAAUUGGGCAAAUUGCCUGCCAGAAGAUGGUGGUAGUUCUGAACAAAAUAGAUCUCCUUCCAGAGGGGAAGAGACAAAGUGCCAUUGAGAAAAUGACUAAGAAAAUGCAGAAGACCUUGGAAAAUACAAAGUUCCAUGGGUGUCCUAUUGUUGCUGUUGCAGCAAAGCCCGGUGGACCAGAAGCCCCAGAGUCUGAGAACCCACUUGGUAUUUCUGAAUUAAUUGAGGUCCUGAAGUCUCAGGCUUACCUGCCAUCAAGAGACCCCUCGGGAUCCUUCCUUAUGGCAGUUGACCACUGUUUCUCUAUCAAGGGUCAAGGCACGGUGAUGACAGGGACUAUUCUUUCUGGCUCAGUUAGCCUUGGUGACAAUGUGGAGAUUCCUGCCCUGAAGGUGACAAAGAAAGUCAAGUCCAUGCAGAUGUUCCAUAAUCCUGUGACUUACGCUAUGCAAGGUGAUAGAGUAGGUAUCUGUGUAACUCAGUUUGACCCCAAACUACUAGAACGAGGCCUUAUUUGCACCCCAGAAACACUUCACACCAUCCAUGCUGCAAUAAUUGCUGUAAAGAAAAUCCAGUAUUUUCGAGGAGCUCUUCAGACCAAGGCCAAGUUCCAUAUCACAGUUGGUCAUGAGACAGUUAUGGGAAGAGUGAUGUUUUUCAGUCCAGCCCCUGAUAACUUCAAUGAAGAAACUCAAGAAAAUGUUUUUGAUUUUGAAAAGGAUUAUCUUUAUCAAGAGGAAUAUUUAUCCAAGGACUCAAAUUCUUCAGAGAACAAAGAAAACGACCAGGCAGAAGUCCAGCUCCCAAGACAACAAUGGGCUUUGCUCGAAUUUGAAAAACCAGUCACUUGUCCUAAAUUGUGCCUUGUGAUUGGCUCCAAGCUGGAUACAGAUAUUCACACCAAUACUUGCAGGUUGGCGUUCCACGGGGUACUGCUCCAAGGAAUGGAAGACAAGAACUACACGGAGACUUUCCUUCCAAAGCUGAAAGUGUACAAGCUGAAGCACAAAGAAGGACAAGUGGAAAGGGUGAUGGAUGAUUACAGUGUGAUUGGUCGUUCAUUGUUUAAAAAGGAAACAAACAUCCAGAUUUUUGUGGGUCUAAAAGUCAAGCUGUCUACAGGAGAAGAUGGAAUAAUAGAUGGUGGUUUUGGACAAAGUGGCAAAUUUAAAAUCCGAAUUCCAGAUGGGCUGAAGCCAGAUACCAAGAUGCUUCUUACUGUUGUCUCUAAGAAGAAAUCUAAAGGAGGGAAAGGGGAUACAAACAAGGAGGAUGAAAGCAGCAAGAACGAUUCGGCCCAACCUGUUGCCAUCUCUCUUGUCUUUAAAAGAUACGUCUUUGACACACAGAAGAAAAUGAUUCAAUCCUGAGAAGGCAGGAGAGGCCUCUAAUCACACCUGAAAAACCAGACUCUGAAAUGUAUUCAAGUGCAAUGUGUUUCGUGUCUGAAAGCAUUUAGACCUGUUACAUCCUCACAAAAAGCUCCUGCUGACUAUGUGCCUGUUUCAAAAAUCUCUGCAGUCUGGUUUUGUUCUGUUAGGAUCUGCUUAUUGUGUCAUCUCUGCAAUGAGAAUCUUUACAGCCUCUCAGAGGAUGUUGCCUCCCAGAUGAGCACAUUUGGGUGUGUGUUCUGAUAGAGCUGUUUUUCUGGAGAAUUGUUUUGAAGUUUCUGUUAAUUUACAAGUUUACCACCAAUAUUAAUCUAAAUCUAGUUGAGAUGUGAAUUUCAUACGACACACAAAGUGAAGGUGAUUAGUCUGGGUUUACUUCCCCCGCCAAUGGGGGGGACAGAAAGCACAUGAUAGUCAUAAGUGGAGCUUAUAAUGGAUGUUUCAUAUUCCUUCAACUGCAACUAUGUAAGAUGCUGAGAGAUGGUAUGGAUCUUUUUUUAUAAAUGUGAUUUAUAUCUCAAAAUAUUUUUCUUAUUAAACAUAAUGAUGUGUGUAACUGAGAGCCUUAAUUGUUCUGUUUGCUGUUCCAAAGGUUCAGAACCUAUAUUCAUUGACGUUUUAGAUGGCUUUUCUGAAUUUCCUGCCUGUUCUGUGGUGAAUCCUACUCCAGGAUUGUUUUCUUUUUUUGUAACCAAAGUGUCUUUUGUGUUAGAAAGAAAAAGUUGCCUCUGGAAAUAGUCAAGGGCUUUAUUUCAUUAAAAUAAUGAUAGAAGAUUGCAGCAUAAGCCUUGUAAAAUAAGUAUCUCCAAGAUGCUUUAGAAACCAUUAGUUGUUUAAUAGGGAUUUCAUGGCUGCUUUAGUUCUUCCUUUCAAUUUCAUGUCCUAGGCUUAUAAAAAAGAGAGCACUGGUAAUAUCCCUUCUUUGUUAUUUACCAAAGCAUAGGACACCUUAACAUGAAAACUAAUAAUAAUUCCACAGAUACGAAAGCUGUAGUCUGGAACAGAAAUUGGACUCGGGGUUGGCAGCAUGGGAAAUGUUAGUUCCUGCCUUUUGAACAAAAAGAAUGCUUCUGCUUGUUAAAUGGCAGCUGGUGACCUGUUUGCUGAAGCCAACUGUAGAUGACCACGUGUAUAAUGUAAGUGCAUUAGUUGCACAUGGAAGCCAAUAGCUGUACUAGAUAGCUAAAGUCAUUAAUCAUAUCAUUACAUUGUUAUCAACACUGAAAGUGUUAUUAAUCAAAUAUCCAUUGAUGGGCAUGAGUCCAUCGUGCUAACAUGAGCCUGUUGAUUUCAGUCUUUUUCUUUUCCUUUUAAUUUCCAGGUAACCAAAGUUGGGUACAAAUGGCAAAAAUAUCAGCGGAUAUUUACAGCUGGACAGAUGUGAGACAGGGCAAGUCUGAUGUCUAAACUAGGUUGAUGGUGCCCCUUUAAAUCAGAACAGAAUUAGUGCUUUGUGGAAUAAUCCCAAACAGUUUCUGCUGAGUGAGUCCCAGCAAAGCUUUAGCACAUCCUUUAAGAUUAUGGGGUAUGCUUUCAGUGUGAUCCCAGAGGAAUUAGGCAGGCAACUUCAGCUAUGGCUUAAUGUGACUUGUGCUGCCAGACUCGCUGGAAAAUGUAUCCUUCUGUAAUGAAAAACACAUAUUUCACACCCCUGUCACCUUUCCUUCCCCAUUUCUCUCCUCUUCCCAGACACCCCCAAAGGCAGUCUUCUGAAAGAAUAUUUAUUAUGUUAUCUUUCUUUUAAGCCUUUAUCAAAUCCUGUUUUGUACCCUACACUGUAACCUCUGCUUAAGAUACUGUGGUGAUGGAAGCUAAAGAAACAGAUGACAUAGAAGGAAUGCCAUUAUUACCAUCCCAGGUUAGUGUAAGAAUUAUUGGUAUAAAACCCCCUUCUCAUUAGAAAAAAUCAAUAGGUGAACUAGUAAGGAUCUUCCUUUUUUUUUCCCUGUAUAGUUCUAUUUUUCUUCCCAAAUUUUAAAUGUGUCACUAAAUUCUGCCAACUCUCCUUGGAGUUUUUAAAAGAAAAGGGCAGUCAUCAGGAGAGGUGUCCUGCUGUAAGAUAUUGUUGGCUGUUCCAGAGUCAUUAGCCUCACAUUUUCAGGUUUUUUGUCUUUCUCAUUUCUCAGGCAUUUUGGAACAGUUCUGGAGGGGAGACUGUCAGUGUAAAUGGUGGUGUAUAUUUUUACAAAGCAUUAUCUGAUUAAUGUUUUCCCUUCUACACUGUGGAUUGCCCAUAGAAAGAUCCGUGAGUCAGUUGUUAUGGAACUUGAUCCAUUUGAAAUCUCCUUAGUCCUAAAUACUCAGUUGUGCAGCAUUCUGCUUGGUUGAAAGGUCUUCUAGUGCUCAGAGUCCCAUAAUUUACUUGCAUGGGGUACUCCAAGGGAGGAUCAAGAGCUUCCCUAGUUGGACUUUCCCAUCCCUUUCUCAUCUAGUCUCCCUUCUAAAUCUUUCCCCCAUUUUCCAUCUCAGUAUACUGCUCUGGAAAUAUGUCAGCAUCUUUCUUCCAUCGUCUCAGUCUAAGACCAAACCUCCUUGCUCACUGCUCCCAUUUCCUGUCUUUACUCCUUGCUUCUCCUUAUUCUGGCUCUGCUCUUGCCUCUGGAGCAGGAGAUGUAAAUGUAGGUGCUGGCAGUGCUCCCAUUGGAGCCCAGCAUGGUGGGGAAGGCUCUUGUGCUGCAGCCUCUGCCUGUGCACGAUAAGUAACUAACUGCCUAUGUUCAGGCACUUAGACUGUGACUUGGGCAGAGGCUUGUGGACAACUGCUGCUGCCCCAGUAGAGCAGGCUGAGUGGAGGCAUGUGUGCUAUGCCUCCUGUGAGGCCCUUACCCACCACCACAUCCUGUCCUUGCUAAUCCUUUAUGUAAAGCCCCUCUCUUCAAAGACUUUCCUUUUAUUUUGCCCCAUUAGCAGAGGUUUGUGUAGGGCAGACAGCUGGAGAGCUAUCUGUUGAAGUCUGGGGUUUGGGUUUGUGUUUGUCCCCAUUUUUAAUUCCAAAAGGAGAACUUUAGUGUGCCCGAGAACUUUGAUUAUAAUGUGCUGUUGCUGCAGAUCUCUGGCUGCUGUCCUGAGGCUGUUGGAUACACAUUCGAAAAAGGGUGAAAUAGUGGAACAAAAUGAUUAUGGGAAAAUCAAAGCUUUUAAAGACAUUUGUAGGAUGAACAGAUGUUCAAACAUUCUUUUAUUUGGUUUCCAGACAGACGUAGAGACUUUCCUUUCAUCCUUGUAAUCAGUGCAUUAUGCUGUAAUUUGUAAAAAUGGCAUUAAAAAAAUAUUAACAGGGUCAUAUUGUGAUCUACUGACUCUGUGUCAUUAAGCCGUGAAGUUAAGAACAGCAACUGGGAACAGGGGUUAAAUGCUGCAGAAUGUACUGUACUAGCAUAUAUUG